Pyricularia pennisetigena is the source of this 1800-nucleotide messenger RNA. RefSeq lists its product as uncharacterized. The transcript is spliced from 3 exons. Lineage: Eukaryota; Fungi; Ascomycota; Sordariomycetes; Magnaporthales; Pyriculariaceae. The record is from RefSeq and is a predicted model, not a curated record. The coding region runs from base 1 to 1800 and encodes 599 amino acids. Gene Ontology annotation, molecular function: NADH dehydrogenase activity.
AUGGCGUCUGCCAGAGCACUUGCUCGGCUUGCGCCGCAGCAAGCACGUCUGUCGCAGGUCGCGCAGCCUGCCAUCCGCCUCCAGUCCCAGCAUCGAUUUAUGUCCGUGAGGACACGACGUCCUGUCUACAGCGCACCCGCUACAGUACAGAGCCAAUUGCAAAUCCAGCGCAGGUUCGAGUCAACAGAAGCCCCUGCGGCCACUCUCUCGCCGCAACAACCCCCAAAGAAGAAGUUCAGCAAACUGCGCUUCCUGUGGCGUCUUAUCCAGCUAUCUCUGAUUGGUGGCUUGGGCUACACGGCGUACUCAAUCUACCAGGAGAGGCACCCCGCCGAGCCGGCCGACCCCGACCCAAGCAGGAAAACAUUGGUGAUUCUCGGUGAGGACCAACGUGUCAUAUGCCUUGACUCGCUGUGUACGGGAUGGGGCUCCGUCUCCCUGCUGAAGAACCUCGAUGUCGAGAACUACAACGUCAUCGUCAUCUCACCGCGCAACUACUUCCUCUUCACCCCUCUGCUGCCGUCAUGUACGACCGGAACAAUCGAGCACCGCUCCAUCAUGGAGCCGGUGAGGACCAUCCUGCGUAACAAGAAGGCUAAGGUCAAGUACUAUGAGGCCGAGGCCAGCAGCAUCGACCCCGACCGCAAGGUCGUCAAGAUCUUUGACACGUCAGAAGUCAAGGGCGACAUGGCCGAAACCGAGGUGCCCUACGACAUGCUGGUUGUUGGUGUUGGUGCAGAGAACGCCACUUUCGGCAUUCCGGGCGUGCGCGAGCACUCGUGCUUCCUCAAGGAGAUUGGCGACGCGCAGUUGAUCCGCAAGAAGAUCAUGGACUGCGUCGAGACGGCCGCCUUCAAGGAUCAGACUCCCGAGGAGAUCGACCGUCUGUUGAGCGUCGUCGUGGUCGGUGGAGGACCCACUGGUGUCGAGUUUGCCGGCGAGCUUGCCGACUUCUUUGAGGAGGACAUCAAGAAGCUUAUUCCUGAGAUCAGUGACCGAUUCAAGGUUACCUUGGUCGAGGCCCUGCCUAGCGUUCUUCCCAGCUUCUCCAAGCAGCUGAUCGAGUACACCGAGAGCACGCUCAAGGAGGAGAAGAUCAACAUCGAGACCAAGACUAUGGUCCAGAAGGUUACGGACAAGUCGGUCGAGGCCACCACCACCCGACCCGACGGUACCAAGGAGAAGCGCGUCAUGCCCUACGGCCUUCUCGUCUGGGCGACGGGUAACGCCGUCCGCCCUCUGGUCAAGGAUCUCUGUUCCAGGAUACCUGCGCAGAAAGACUCGCGCCGCGGCCUCGCCGUUAACGAGUACCUUGUCGUGCAGGGUGCCCGCGACAUCUGGGCCAUCGGUGACUGCGCCGUAGCUGGGUACGGACCGACCGCUCAGGUUGCCUCGCAAGAGGGAGCCUUCUUGGCCCGUCUGUUCAACAACAUGGCCAUGACGGAGGCACUCGAGAACAAGAUUCAAGAGCUCAGCUCGUCGCUCAAUGUGAAGCAGGCGGACAGGGCGCCGGCUGAGGUCAGCGCCGAGAUUGCCGAGUACGAGCGCAAGCUGCGUCGCAUCAAGGACAUCAGGCCGUUCAAGUACUCGCACCAGGGUUCUCUGGCAUACAUUGGCUCCGACAAGGCAGUCGCCGACAUCAGCUGGCUUGACGGCAACUUUGCCACCGGUGGCAGGCUGACAUACCUGUUCUGGAGGAGUGCUUACCUUUCCAUGUGCUUCAGUGCACGCAACCGCAUCCUUGUCAUCAACGACUGGGUCAAGUCCAAGAUCUUUGGCCGUGACGUAUCACGAGAGUAA